Saccostrea cuccullata (small rock oyster) is the source of this 1863-nucleotide messenger RNA. RefSeq lists its product as uncharacterized. Gene Ontology annotation, molecular function: zinc ion binding. NCBI's taxonomy places the organism in Eukaryota, Metazoa, Mollusca, Bivalvia, Ostreida, Ostreidae. Bases 76 to 1746 code for a protein of 556 amino acids. The transcript has 2 exons. The record is from RefSeq and is a predicted model, not a curated record.
AACCACUUGCAUUUUUAUGUCAUACCAAAGUUUGUCAGCAAAGUCAUUAGUAGGUCAAUUCGAAAAACAUUUCAGAUGGCAGUAGCUGAAAUAAAUGUUUCCAACGCAGCACAACACUUUAUAGAGUGUGACAUUGAAGAAUGUGGCAGAAAUUGUGAGUUCUAUUGCAACCUUUGCCAUCAAAGAUUGUGCAAACAAUGCAGAGAUGAACAUCUGAAAAGUCCAGGAAACAAGAACCAUGAGGUGGUCCUUUACCAGCAACGUCAACGUCACGUUCCUGUGGAGAAAUGCAAAAUCCACCCCAAUAAAGAAAAAGAAAUGCUAUGUGAAGAAUGCCAAAUUCCAGUGUGUUCCAGAUGUGUCACACAAAGAGAGCACCGGGGGCAUACAUUUACUGAUCUGGAGAUAAAAUAUGAAGAAAGAUAUGCGGAUUUCCAAGAAGAACUCUCCAAAACAACUGUGUACUUUCUUCCUACAUCAAAAGAUUUACAGAAAGAAAUUAAAAAGGAUGUCCAGGACAUCAAAGACACCAUGACAAAAAUGAAAACAUCCAUGAAGACUGAAGGUGAGUCCCUGAAAAGUCUGGUUGACACAGUCGUAUGUGAGAACAUGAAGGAGAUGGAGAAGAUAGAGCAUUCUUUAUUGGAUGAUUUAAACACUCAAGACAAGACCAUUGAUGAUUACAUCACUUAUCUAAAUAACCUUAAGAAAGAGCUCCACAAAUCCUUGUCCUCUACAGAACCCCAAAAAUUAAUGUCCGAGAAGAAGCCAAAGAUCCGAUCAAUACCGGAGACAACAAAACCAGCCACACCAGGGUUUACUGCUGGUCAAUACAACAAAAGUGAUGUCACCAAAUUACUUGGUAAAAUGCAAAUUCCCGGUAUUAAGGCAGUGAGAAGAAAAAUAAAGCCAAUGGAAAUAAGAGAAAUAAGGCCAGCUCCUAGACCGAUAACUGCAUCUGCCUCUGUCAUCAGGGUCAGAGAAUUUAAAGUACGAGGUGUCAAUAGGGUUUUUCAUAUCAUACAAGAUCAAUUAGAGAGACUCUGGAUCAGUGACAGUAAUGGAAAUCUUGUCCAAGCAGAUCUACAGGGGAAUGUGAUACGGAAGAUAAGAACCAAUGGAUCUCAAGGCUACCACACAGUCACACAAGACGGCGAGCUCAUCUUUACAGAUGGAAAUAUGAAUACCAUCAACGGCAUAAACCAGAAUGAUGCUAUUUUUACUUACUUUAACACUUCAGACUGGGUACCACUCGGCAUACACUCCUCACACAUCAAUGGGGACUUACUAGUGGGAAUGACAAAAAGUGGUAAAGCUAAAGUCACCAGGUACAACAAGACAGGAGAAGAACUACAGACCAUACAGAGGGAUAACAAUGGAGAUGAAAUAUAUGAUACACCACAUUAUAUCACAGAAAACAUGAACGGAGAUAUCUGUACAUCAGAUUCUCUACUGGGAGUAGUGGUUGUGAAUAAAUUUGGAAGAUAUAGGUUCCUUUACAGAGUUCAGGAGUCAAAAUUCCGUCCCUAUGGAAUCUGUACUGAUGCCCUCAGUCAGAUCCUGGUGUGUGAUGGAUACAGUAACACUGUUCACCUCCUUGAUCAGGACGGUCAGUUCUUGUCUCUAUUACUCACUCCACAACACGGGGUGAAGAAUCCUCUUACUGUGUGUGUGGACGAUGCAAACAAUCUCUAUGUUGGACAAGAUGGCACCCAAAUCGUUGCAGUGUAUAGUUAUCUGCAGUGAUUCGAAUUUGCUUAUGUAAGUUGUCGUGGAAAAAAUAAAUGUUCACCAUUUUUAGAUCUAAGUCACUUUGAUAUUCAACUAACAUAUUUAAAUAAGAAAUAAUAAUCACUAUGCUUG